Adineta ricciae is the source of this 270-nucleotide messenger RNA. Lineage: Eukaryota; Metazoa; Rotifera; Eurotatoria; Adinetida; Adinetidae. The record is from the annotation of a GenBank genome assembly.
AUGUAUAGGUAUUUGAAAAAAAAAGCGAAAGCCGAUGAAAUUCUGCUGAAAACAGAUCUCAUCACUAAUUCGAAAUUAAAAACGAGUGUGCAAAAAGCUUACGACACUCGGUAUUCCCAGGCGGUCACCCAUCCAAGUACUAACCGAGCCCGACGUUGCUUAACUUCAGUGAUCGGACGAGAACUGGUGUAUUCAACGUGGUAUGGCCAUCUAACGGUUCAUGAAGACAAAGUUUUGAUAAAACGCUUUUCUACUAACAAAACUCAUUGA